GCACAGGCUCGGGCGCCGGGCUCGCCGGCCCGGCAGGCGCUCGGCAGGGACCUGUGAACCUGGCGGCGGCCGUGGCAGCUGACUCCGCGGAGCGGCCGAACGUGCUUCUCCCUGCCUGGGCCUCUUGCGCUCCGAGCUGGCGCCGUGGGGCCGUGGCGGUGUGGGAAAGCCGGCGCCGCCGAGGGCCCCCGGGACGCGGCGGCUGAGGUAGCUUCCGCCCCCGGAGCCCGGGCUUCAGGCUGUCCUCCAGUGCCCGUAGGGAUGGGUGAAGCCCACCUGGCCUGUGGCACUUCUCCGUGGCCGUCUUCUCACUAGGGCCCCACAGCGGCAUUAGGAUGCACCUCUCAGCAGUGUUCAACGCCCUCCUGGUGUCGGUGCUGGCGGCUGUCCUGUGGAAGCAUGUGCGGCUGCGGGAGCACGCGGCCACUUUGGAGGAGGAGCUGGCCCUCGGCCAACAGGCUGCAGAGCCAGCCCCAGCUCUGAGGAUCGACUACCCCAAGGCGCUGCAGAUCCUAAUGGAGGGCGGCACACACAUGGUGUGCACAGGCCGCACACACACGGACCGCAUCUGCCGCUUCAAGUGGCUCUGCUACUCCAACGAGGCCGAGGAGUUCAUCUUCUUCCACGGCAACACCUCUGUCAUGCUGCCCAACCUGGGGUCCCGACGCUUCCAGCCAGCCCUGCUCGACCUGUCCACCGUGGAGGACCACAACACCCAGUACUUCAACUUUGUGGAGCUGCCCGCCGCCGCCCUGCGCUUUAUGCCCAAGCCAGUGUUCGUGCCCGAUGUGGCCCUCAUCGCCAACCGCUUCAACCCCGACAACCUCAUGCAUGUCUUUCACGACGAUCUGCUGCCGCUCUUCUACACACUGAGGCAGUUCCCUGGCCUGGCCCAUGACGCCCGGCUCUUCUUCAUGGAGGGCUGGGGCGAGGGCGCACACUUCGACCUCUACAAGCUCCUCAGCCCCAAGCAGCCUCUCCUGCGGGCACAGCUGAAGACCCUGGGCCGGCUGCUGUGCUUCUCUCACGCUUUCGUGGGCCUCUCCAAGAUCACCACCUGGUACCAGUACGGCUUCGUCCAGCCCCAGGGCCCAAAGGCCAAUAUCCUCGUCUCGGGGAAUGAGAUCCGGCAGUUUGCACGGUUCAUGACAGAAAAGCUGAAUGUGAGCCAGUUGGGAGCCCCCCUGGGCGAGUCGUACAUUCUGGUCUUUAGCCGCACCCAGAACAGACUCAUCCUGAAUGAGGCAGAGCUGCUUCUGGCACUGGCCCAGGAGUUUCAGAUGAAGACAGUGACAGUGUCCCUGGAGGACCACACUUUUGCAGAUGUUGUGCGGCUGGUCAGCAAUGCCUCCAUGCUAGUCAGCAUGCAUGGGGCUCAGCUGGUCACCACCCUCUUCUUGCCCCGUGGGGCAACUGUGGUUGAGCUCUUCCCAUAUGCCGUCAAUCCUGACCACUACACCCCAUAUAAGACACUGGCCAUGCUGCCUGGCAUGGACCUCCAGUAUGUAGCCUGGCGGAACAUGAUGCCCGAGAACACAGUCACACACCCUGAGCGGCCCUGGGAUCAGGGAGGCAUCACCCACCUGGACCGGGCUGAGCAGGCUCGUAUCCUGCAAAGCCGUGAGGUCCCACGUCAUCUCUGUUGCCGGAACCCCGAGUGGCUCUUCCGAAUCUACCAGGACACCAAGGUGGACAUCCCAUCCCUCAUUCAAACCAUACGGCGUGUGGUGAAAGGUCAGCCAGGGCCACGGAAACAGAAGUGGACAGUCAGCCUAUACCCCGGCAAGGUGCGGGAGGCGCGAUGCCAGGCGUCAGUGCAGGGGGCCUCAGAGGCCCGCCUGUCCGUCUCUUGGCAGAUCCCGUGGAACCUCAAGUACCUGAAAGUGCGAGAGGUGAAGUACGAGGUGUGGCUGCAGGAGCAGGGCGAGAACACCUAUGUGCCUUUCAUCUUGGCCCUGCAGAACCACACCUUCACAGAGAACAUCAAGCCCUUUACCACCUACCUGGUGUGGGUCCGCUGCAUCUUCAACAAGACCCUCCUGGGACCCUUUGCAGAUGUGCUGGUGUGCAGCACGUAGCAAGAGGGCCCCCCAAGCUUCAGGAGGUGGCUCCUCCAGCCAUCGUCCUCAGGCUCCCUGAGCCCGCUGUGCUAUAACUUCUGUUUGUUAUUUAUUGACAGAUCUGUGCCAGACCUGUGCCUCCAUGUUGUCUUACAGCGCCUAGGGUAUGGGUUUCCAGUGCUCCUCUUUUCGCCAGAGAGAUAGGACCCCAGCCUCCCUCCCAUCCUGAUCAUUUGUACCCCUGGAGAAGUUCCUUAGCAAAGAGGAGGAAGGAAAGUAAGAAUCCCAAGGAACCCCUUUGGCUAAGUGAUCAUGCUGUGUCCAGCUGAGUCCUUCUGGCAUCCAGAUUUCUGGAAAAUGAGUAAUCAUGAGGUUUUUGGGGUGGGUGAUUCAUCAGCUUCCAUCCCCAUGAAAUUUCCUAUAGCCCAGUGAAGGGAGUGUUUGCACAUCCAUUAAAUGAUAUAAGCAUC
Molecule: messenger RNA, 2530 nt
Organism: Nycticebus coucang (slow loris)
Lineage: Eukaryota; Metazoa; Chordata; Mammalia; Primates; Lorisidae
Gene: POMGNT2
Product: protein O-linked mannose N-acetylglucosaminyltransferase 2 (beta 1,4-)
Exons: 2
Coding region: 336-2078 (580 amino acids)
Biological process (GO): protein O-linked glycosylation via mannose
Cellular component (GO): endoplasmic reticulum
Molecular function (GO): protein O-acetylglucosaminyltransferase activity; protein binding
Source: RefSeq, a predicted model, not a curated record